This is a messenger RNA of Dipodomys spectabilis (banner-tailed kangaroo rat), 1811 nucleotides long. RefSeq names its product mutY DNA glycosylase (gene Mutyh). The record is from RefSeq and is a predicted model, not a curated record. Gene Ontology annotation, cellular component: nucleus. The coding region runs from base 105 to 1748 and encodes 547 amino acids. Gene Ontology annotation, biological process: mismatch repair; base-excision repair. Gene Ontology annotation, molecular function: 4 iron, 4 sulfur cluster binding; purine-specific mismatch base pair DNA N-glycosylase activity; 8-oxo-7,8-dihydroguanine DNA N-glycosylase activity. Lineage: Eukaryota; Metazoa; Chordata; Mammalia; Rodentia; Heteromyidae. The transcript has 17 exons.
UGAGAGCCUAUUGGCUGGUACGUCCGGCUCGAGCCAGGAUUGGCCGAAGCCACGCCCCCUGGAGUGUCGGAAGUCGCGCGCGGGAGACAACCCUGGAGGACAUCAUGAAGAAGCCCCGAGCAGCUGUGAGAAUUCACAGGAAGCAGGCAGCCUGUCUGGAGGGAAGGGAAAAUCAUGCUCUCAAUAGCACCCAGGCCAAGCCUUCUGCCCCCGAUGCCUGUUCAGUGGCGAUUCCUGAGUGCCCUGGGGCUUCUACAGGCCUGGUCAAGCAGAAUGAAGUAUUGCGGGCCUCUGUCUGCCCGUACCAUCUAUUCAGAGACACAGCUGAAGUCACAGUCUUUCGGAAUAGCCUGUUGAGCUGGUAUGAUCGAGAGAAGCGGGACCUACCCUGGAGAAGAUGGGCAGAAGAUGAGGCUGACUUGGACAGGAGAGCAUAUGCUGUGUGGGUGUCAGAGGUUAUGUUGCAGCAGACCCAGGUUGCCACAGUGAUCAACUACUAUACCCGAUGGAUGCAGAAGUGGCCAACACUGCAGGACCUGGCACGUGCUUCCCUGGAGGAGGUGAACCAGCUUUGGGCAGGCCUGGGUUACUAUUCCCGAGGCCGGAGGCUACAGGAGGGAGCGCGGAAGGUGGUUGAGGAGCUAGGGGGCCAUGUGCCACGUACAGCAGAGACCCUACAGAAGCUUCUGCCUGGUGUGGGCCGGUACACAGCUGGAGCCAUUGCUUCCAUUGCCUUUGGUCAGGCAACCGGUGUGGUGGAUGGGAAUGUAAUACGGGUGUUGUGCCGUGUCCGAGCCAUUGGUGCUGAUUCCAGCUGCACCUUUGUCUCUCAGCAGCUCUGGAGCCUAGUCCAGCAGCUGGUGGACCCUGCACGGCCAGGGGACUUCAACCAAGCAGCCAUGGAGCUAGGUGCCACAGUGUGUACCCCACAGCGCCCUCUCUGCAGCCAGUGUCCAAUACAGGACCUGUGCUGGGCACGCCAGAAGGUAGAGCAGGAACGGCUCUCAGGUUCACGAAGCCUGCCAGGCAGUCCUGAUGUGGAAGAAUGUGCUCCCAACCCUGGACGGUGCCAGCUGUGCCCACCUCCCUCAGAACCCUGGGACCCCACCAUGGGAGUGACCAACUUUCCUCGAAAGGCCACCCGCAAGCCUCCCAGGGAGGAAUGUUCUGCCAUCUGUGUUUUGGAGCAGCCCAGAGCCCAAGGGGGAGCCUGCUUUCUGCUGGUGCAGAGGCCCAACUCAGGUCUGCUGGCAGGACUGUGGGAAUUUCCUUCCAUAACCUUGAAGCCCUCUGAGCAACAUCAGCGCAAGGCCAAGGCCCUGCUACAGGAACUGAAGAGUUGGGUUGGGCCGCUCCCAGACACCUCCCUUCGGCACCUUGGGGAGGUGAUCCACACCUUUUCUCACAUCAAGCUGACCUAUCUUGUAUAUGGUGUGAUUCUGGAAGGGCAGACCCCAAAGACUCUACCACCUGCUGCUCGCUGGCUGACUCGAGAAGAAUUUCAUACUGCAGCUGUUUCCACUGCUAUGAAAAAGGUGUUCCAAAUGUAUGAAGACCAGCCAGGGAGCUGCAAGGGGGACAAGAACAAGUUGGUGAAGGCAGUAGUGUCACAGGGUUCUAAAAGGUCCCAGCCAUCCAGCCAAAAAAUGCCCAGCCGGAAAAAACCUAGUCGGGGCCAGCAAGUCCUGGAAAAAUAUUUUCAGCCUCAUGUCCCUACUGAUUCACAAAGCCUUAACAGUGCUGCCUAAUUAUGCUAGAAGCCUUUACCUGAAAACCCUGUUGUUUAAUAAAGAACUUAUUUUUGUAGUGAA